AUGAAGGUACAUGAGUUCACUAAUCUUUAUCAAGGUGAUAUGACUGUGGGACAAUAUCAAGCUAAGUUUGAAGAACUAAUGCGUUUUGCUCCUUACAUGAUUCUUAAUGAGUCUGCAAAAGCAAAGAAAUUUGAAGAAGGGUUGAGACUAGAGGUCAAGGAGAAAGUGGAACUUUUUAAAUUGAAAAAGUAUGCUGAUGUUGUUGAUGCCGUAAUGGCCGAACAAAGGAUACUUGGUUCUAAGAGAGACAUUACCGAAGGGAUUGUCCCCAGCUACAAUCAUAUUAGAUACCUGUUGUUCCACAAUCACAACCACAGUUUAGUGCACCACAACAACAAUUUCAAGCUUCACAAACAUAGUACCGUGCUCCGUACCAGGCCCCAUAUCAAGAUUCACAGAAUCAGUUUAGAGGUCCUGUUAAUCAAAAGACACAACGUUCGAGGGGACAACCUACACAACAAAGGCCUAGGGCACCAGGAACAGCAAGGAGACCUGAACAACUCACUCAAGGAUGAGUAUAUGUUGUUGGACAAGUGA
Molecule: messenger RNA, 537 nt
Organism: Prunus armeniaca (apricot)
Lineage: Eukaryota; Viridiplantae; Streptophyta; Magnoliopsida; Rosales; Rosaceae
Source: the annotation of a GenBank genome assembly